GGACUCUUUUCACUCCCGACAUUGGCGCGGAGCGUUGUCCUCCACCUUGAGCUGUCACUGGGAUUUUAGGACUCGUGCACGUGGUCAUCAACAGGAUAAGUGACAUUUAAGAGCUUCCAUGUAGUAAGAAUAUUACAAUAUAAGGAGAAUUUACCUUUUCUCAGACUUCAUCUUAAUAUAUUAACGGACGGAUCGCAUUUCUACAGGCGAACUAUGACCAGGUGGACUGUAUUACUUUGUUUCUGUCUGUGUGUUGCCUCAGCAACAUUCAACACUUAUCAGCCAAUCAGCAGUGAUGAGGAACACUCCUUUCUGGACCCUGAGGACACGCUAAGCGUUAGCAUCCCAUUGGAUCGUCCCCAGCGCCCUCUACUGGGCAGCACUUUGCUACUACCUUGCUACUUCCAGGACCACACCGUACAUGACCCUGGAGCCCCCACUAUCACACCCCUUUCCCACCGCAUCAAAUGGAGCCUCGUCACCAAGGAGCGUGUCUCGGUCAUUCUGGUUGCCAUGGACGGAGAGGUCAAGGUGGAGUACGACUACCUGGACCGGGUGAACAUGGUGGGCUACCCCCACACCCCCAGUGAUGCCAGUAUUAAGAUGAGUGAGUUAAGGACCAACGACAGCGGCGUCUACCGAUGUGAGGUCCAGCACGGUAUUGAGGACAACCAUGACACCGUGGAUGUCCGGGUUCAGGGUAUUGUAUUCCACUACCGAGCUAUCACAACUCGCUACACUCUGACCUUUGAAAAGGCCAAGGCAGCCUGUAUCCAGAACAGUGCUGUGAUUGCGACCCCAGAACAGCUUCAGGCUGCAUACGACGAGGGUUUCCACCAGUGUGACGCUGGCUGGCUCUCCGACCAGACUGUCAGGUACCCUAUCCAUAAUCCACGUGAGAAUUGUUAUGGCGACAAAGAAGAGUUUCCCGGGGUGCGAACGUAUGGAGUGAGAGAUGUCAAUGAGACCUACGACGUGUACUGUUUCGCCGAAAAGAUGACAGGCAGGGUGUUCUACUCUGGGUCUGUGGCCAAGUUCACCUACUCUGAGGCUGAGGAACAGUGCAGUAGGCAGGGGGCCAUGUUGGCCUCCACGGGGCAGCUCUACUUGGCCUGGCAGGCGGGCCUGGAUGUGUGCAACGCUGGCUGGCUGGGGGAUAGAAGUGUCCGCUACCCCAUCAACAUCCGGAGGCCCCAGUGUGGUGGGGGUCUGCUGGGGGUACGGACCGUUUACCUCCACAUCAACCAGACGGGGUACCCCCUCCCCGAGUCACGCUACGAUGCCUUCUGCUACACUGAAGCGGAGGAGGAUGGCUCGGGGAUGGUGGCACCCACCGAAGCUGACAGCGGCGUGCUGAGUAUCGUCACGGAGACCCAAGGUCCUACCGAUGUGUUCUUCAGCCAGCCAACCACAGAAAGCGAGGCACUGGCUGGGGACCUUGUUACCCAGAAACCCACCAGUGUGGACUUCACUUUUGGCACUGAGCUGCCCCUACCACAACCCCCCAGUUUGGGAGAGGUUGUGGAGAGAGCGACGGCCAGACCGGAGGUGGGGAGUGAGAUUGGCAUUGGGACAGAUCGCCCUGAGUUGCCCAAGACUCAGUGUGAGCAACUUAGAGACGGAAUCCAGACAACCAGUCCUGAAGGGUUUCCUAUAAUAGGCGCCUUUGUACCCCAGUGUGAUGAGCAUGGUCAGUACAGAGCCCUGCAAUGCCAUCCUUCCACUGGAUACUGCUGGUGUGUGGACAGCAAAGGACAGGAAAGAAAAGGAACCAGGAAAGGACCAGGCACUGGCCAGCCAGACUGUCACAAAUCUGUGGACAUCUUGCUUCUUGCCAAUGAAACUGGAUUGAGCAUCACAGAGACAGAAGAACCUUUGGUCAACCUCACUUCCAUCACUGAUUUGCUAAGCCCUGUCCUGCCCUCCAUUACUCCUCCCAUCUCUGUGGAGUCCUUCCGCAUUGGUUCUGGUUUGGCCUCUGGUUCUGGAGCCAGUGGAUCCUCAGGAGAUCACUCCGGUGAUCUGCCUUAUUCAGGGGAAGUAUCCGGGUCUAGGGAUCUAUCGGGCAGCGGGAGUGCUGAGGUUCCCAGUGGAAUGUCAGGCCUGACAAGUGGAGAUUCGUCUGGCUCCGGGCAGAGUGGUGAAGGAUCUGGAGUAACACUCUUCCUCUCUUCAGCAAGCGGCAGCGUUUUAUCUGGUUCAGGCUCCGGAGAUCCUGAGGAGGCGGGAGAGGGAAGCACUGGGAUCCUCACCUUCCCCGGGGGAAUGGGAUCAGGAGUGUUCAGUGGCAGUGGGGUCCUGUUGGGAUCGGACAGUGACUCCGGCAUCAGCUCAGGUGGCAGCUCCAGCGGCUCAGAGUUUUCUGGAUUUCCUUCAGGAUUCCUUCCCUCAGGAGACUCCAGUGGUCAGUCAGGAGAGGGGUCAACAAGUGGAGACGUUCACAUCCUACUGAUCGAUGGGAAGCUGGUGGAGGUUUCCAACUCCUACACACACAAAGAGCAGGAGCUGGGCAGCGGAGGUCUGGAGUUCAGUGGCUCUGGAUCGGGCAGCGGUACUUCAGGGUUCUUCCCAGGUGUGACCUUCUUGGAUUCUGGAUUUACUGACAUCACAGGGUCAGCCUCAGGGGAACAGGAGGCCUCUGGUUCUCUCCGGUACGGCUCUGGAAGUGGGGAUCUUAGUGGUUCAGCUUCGGGCAGCAGCAGUGCCUCAGGGUUCUUCCCAGGUGUGACCUUCUUGGAUUCUGGAUUUAUUGACAUCACGGGGUCAGCCUCAGGGGAAGAGGAGGCCUCUGGUUCUCUUCUGUACGGCUCUGGAAGUGGGGAUCUUAGUGGUUCAGCUUCGGGCAGCAGCAGUGCCUCAGGGUCCUUCCCAGACGUGACCUUCUUGGAUUCUGGGUUAAUUGACAUCACAGGGUCAGCCUCAGGGGAAGAGGAGGCCUCUGGUUCUCUUCUGUACGGCUCUGGAAGUGGGGAUCUUAGUGGUUCAGCUUCGGGCAGUCGUGCCUCAGGAUUCUUCCCAGGGGUGACCUUCUUGGGGUCAGGAUUCACUGACCUCACAGGGUCAGCCUCAGGGGAACAGGAGACCUUGGGGUCUGUCCUCUAUGGCCCUGGAAGUGGUGAUCUAAGUGGUUCGGGCAGUGGUGGCUCAGGGUUGUUCCCAGGCGUGACCUUCUUCGCGUCAGGGUUCACUGACCUUACGGGGUCAGCCUCAGGGGAACAGGAGGCCUCUGGAUCUCUCCACUUUGCCUCUGGAGCAGGAAGCAGUGGACAAGCAUCAGGGCUCAGAAUGUCAGGGUUCCCAUCUGGAUCCCCCACUAUUGGGGAGGAGGACAGCACCAUCACCUUCCUUAGUGGUGAUAUCCUGACAGAGGUUUCCACUGUGACAGUGGUUUCCAAGGAGCUUGGGGGUGGGCCCGUGGAGAUCAGUGGGACAGGAAGCGCAUUCCAGUCUGGCAGCAACGCUGAUCACCCAACCCAGGCCAGUGUUGUCUCAUACAAGGCCCACUCUGGAGAUCUGACCUACGCGGGGCCAUCCUCUCCACCCAGCGAGAUGGAGCUGAUGUCAGGCACGGAGGGUCAAGAAGAGGUUAGGGGUGCGGAGUUCGUGAAGACCACUGGAGAGUCCUAUGUAACAUUUGGCCCAAACCUUCCUCCCGCUGGAUUGGCCGCCGCCGCCACAGCCCCCACCUUCUCCCUGCAGACCCCCGCCGUCAUGGAGGAGCCAUCCUCAGAGAAGGAGGUUGAUGUGUGCCAUUCCAACCCUUGUGCCAAUGGAGCCACCUGUGUGGAAAUGGCCGGUUCUUACAAAUGCUUAUGCCUGCCCAGCUACGGAGGGGAUUGCUGCGAGAUUGAUGAGCAGGAGUGUGAGCACGGCUGGACUAAGUUUCAGGGGAACUGUUACCUGUACUUCUCUGAAAGAAAGACCUGGCUGGAUGCCGAGCAGCACUGCCGUAGCCUCAACGCUCACUUGGUCAGCAUAACCACCCCAGAGGAACAGCACUUUGUCAACUCCAACUUACCAGAAUCCAAUUACCAGUGGAUUGGGCUCAAUGACAAGACAGUGGAGAAUGACUUCCGCUGGACGGACAGCACACCACUGCAAUUUGUGAACUGGCGGCUGAACCAACCCGACAAUUACUUUAACUCUGGAGAGGACUGUGUGGUGAUGAUCUGGCACGAGAAUGGCGAGUGGAAUGAUGUGCCCUGCAACUACCACCUGCCCUUUACUUGCAAGAUUGGCCCAGUCAACUGUGGCCCCCCACCAGAAGUGGGAAGUGCCAGUAUCUUUGGCAACAGACGAGAGCAGUACCCGGUGGGCUCCAGCGUCCGCUACCAUUGUAACCCAGGCCUCGUACAGCGCCACAGGCCUGUGGUCCACUGCAUGGCAGACGGCCGGUGGGAGGAGCCACAGGUGGAGUGCACGGGUGGAGUAUCCUCCACCAUUAACAGAAUACAGCGGAGAUCCACCAAUAGGCAAGCAGAAUCAACUGGUAUCAAGCAUCACUAAACAUGGCAGAUUGAGGAAGAUUGUAUAAGAUGUACAGCACACAGAAGCCAUUGUCUAUCUUCCUAAAGUGGUUUGAAUGUUUGAAGUUCCCAGCAACUUGUAUAUACACACAAAGCCCGAAGAAAACGUAAGUGCAGUUACAUGCACACAAUAAUGUGACUGGUGGAUAGUCAGAUUAAUAUAAUUGUUUACAGGAGACCAAUUUCUGUAAAAAUAAAUCCUGUUUACAUAAACACAUUUGAAAUCAGGCCGCCUGAUGGGACUUUGAAUAUGCUGAUAAGUAUAUAUACUGUGAUUUUCAGAAUGAUUGGCACUUUUGGUAAAGAUGUUGCUAUCAGCUUGGUUUUACUCUCAACAAAAGAGAAAAAUCUAACCUUUUUUAAACUAAAUAUAUUUUGAGAAAAACCUUGUUAUUCAAGAAAUCCUUUUUCUUGAUUAAGGAUUAGUUUUUUCUUUUAGCAUGUAUACCUUAAUUAAAGGUUAGAGUUCUCUCAUAUUUUAAGUAUAAGAUCAAGCUGAUGAACAACGAUCGAAUUCUUUCAUAGUCUUUUUUGCUCAUUUUCACCAUGGGUGCCAAUAAAUGUGAAGGGCACUGUAUAUCAUAGCGACCAUGUUAUUUAUGUGAAACGUAUUUGAUUCUUAAUUCAACAUAUAGUUUUUUAUUGCUGUAUGCAUACUUACUGUAGAUUCUGACCUUAAAAUUAGUAGAGUAAGAUUUUUACCUGACUAUUGCAUUAUUGGGUUUCUGCCAUAAUCAGUUUAAUAUGGAAAUAUUAGUGUGCAUGUAAUUCACUUAAUGCCUCAUCAGAUUGUCACUCUAUUUAUAAAAAGGUAAAUUAACCCAAUGUUUUUUUUGUUGUUCAUGUUGAAGUUUAAAUUAUAUAGAACUGUUUUUAAUUGAAUAGAGUUGUAUUAUUAUUAUUAUUAUUAUUGUUAUUAUGUAUUUUUAGUUUUGCUGGUUUGUAAUGCUGUCGAUAAGGUCUGAGUAAUUGCUAAAAUACUUUGGCCAAUCAGACUGGAUUAUGUAAUCACUGUUUUGGACAAGGACACCUAACCCUGUUUCUUGGAUGAAAAACCUCCGGGAUGGUAGAUCUCUAGAGACAGGGUUGGGCAGCCCUGGUGUUGUGUGAACAUGCCCCUGGAUCCUGAUCUUGGGUCAGUUUAGCUUUGCCUCAUGCAUGUUUAAGUUCAGGAUAUGGCGGGGUAGCAAUCCUAACACUGAUUCAAGGGAAACUAGUAGCAUCAGUCAGACAAUAUUGUAGGUCCUGGCCAAAUCAGACAACAAUAUUACUGUAGACUGCACCAUCCAGAUGUAAAUGCUUUAUAUACCCUGGUGUUUAUAAAGUGUGGCGGUUUGGUAUGUUUAUCUGGGUAAAAUUAGACCAAAUGGAAGAACUAGAAAAGUGCCUUUGCACUCUUGAGAUGCACACUUACAAUUACUUGAUAUGGGAGACAAACAGAGGUCUUAUAAUCUAUGACAGUAAAUAUGCUAAAAAAGCAAGGUACUUUAAGCACUGUUAGCAUUGUCAUUCUCGUAUAUAGCAGUGAAGAACCCGAUAAAGUAAAUGGGAGGAAAUCUAGCAUUUAUCCACCAUGGAAGUAUUUAUGAACUUAUGACAAUUUACUUAUGACAGUUUGUCAAAAACUCUAGUGGUCUUUUGUUGAGCAGAGAAAUCUGCAAGGCAUCAAUAGCAAAUAUAUUGGAAAACACUUGAUUGUUGGUUCCUAAUGUAUUGAUUGGUUUCAUAUCAGUGUUAGAAUCGCUACCUGACACACUGGGCAGGUGUCCUCCGGAAAUCUUCUGAGCUGUACAAUAAAAUGAAAGGGGAUGCAAGUUCUUAAAUAUGAGAGUGACCUGAACGUUUCUCAGGUUCAGGAGUGACACAGUAGAAUUGAAGUCAACACUGUCCAAGUGAACUCCAUUUCCUUUUCAGACAGUUAAUUUGUUUAAAUUCAGUGAAAGUCAUUGUAUUUAUUUUCCGAAGAGAUUGGAAUGAAAUUUAAACUGAUCCCUUUGUUUGUUUAAGCAGGACCAACGGAUGAAUGUCAUUGGUCAGUUCAGGUAUUUUAUCGUCUUUGUCAUCUCACAAAAAGCUGUGCAGUGCAUAGCACUUGUGGGAUCAGUUUGCAACAGUAGCUUUAAAAUCAGAUAUGUUAUAUUCUUUGUCGGUGUAACCAUCCAUUACCAGGUCAACCGUGUUAGUUAGUCCUCCUGUAUUGUAUGCUUAACGCUGUUGUCACUAAUAUACAGUACCAGUCAAAGGUCUGGACACACCCAUUCAGGUGACUGCUAUUGUAGAUAUAGAAGCCUUGUUCCUUACAGGAGGCUGUGCCUCCUCCUUUAACCCACCAGUGCUGGCCAAAGGUUUCUCCUGCAUUCAUAAAAUAAUAUGCCAAUCAAAGACAUCACAGAAAGACCACUUAGAGCAAGCUUAAAGGUUUUCUCUGAUUGGAGUUGUAAGACGGGACCCCCAGAAUGUGUCCAGCCAUAUGUGUCAUUGCGGAAGUGGAUUAUUUAAAGAACAUUCAGCAGCGCUGCAACACCGUUGCCAGACGAUGUGGCCGAGCUGGGCGGAGUCCUAUGUGUUGCACUUGUUUGCUGCUGUGCUGUGUGGUUUUAGAAACUCCAAUGAUGCAGAUGUGUAUCUUUCAGUUAUGUGGAUAGCAACACUGACAGCGCAGUACAUUACAUCGAAAAGUUCAUCAAAGUCAGUUGUCGAUUGCAUCCAUAAUAAACAAGUCUUGAAAAAAAAGAGAUUCAAUAUUGAAGAGGGACAUUUUAUUAGUAUUUAGGGAAUAUUUAGGGGGGUAUUUUUGUGUUAGCCUAUGAUGUUACAUGUAGCAACAUUGAUGUCACUGGUGUGACCUGGCCAGAGGACAGAUGAAACAUUGAAUGUUACACACACAUACACACUUGUGUUUUACUGUACCUCUACAGUACUGAAAGUAUUAAGAGCUUUCAGAAGAUUUAAAUAAUGCCAGCCAUUGUGUCUGAAAUAUUAGUAAUGGAGGGGGAUGAUUCUCUUUUUGCAGCUAAAGCUAUUUGACAAAGGGGUGGUGUUGAGCAAUGUUUUCCAUCUAAUCAUCUGAGGGACUAGUCAACAAUGUCCCAAGGAAUGGAAGCGGUCCAUGGAACAUAGGUUGAGACACACACUCCUGCAACUCUCAAAGCAGGUGAUAUCCCCCUGGACACAAACAAAAUUCAAUGCGAAGAUGUAGAGUCAAUGUGAGAAAAUGUAUUGGAUUUGCAAAAAGUAAUUAUUUGUAAAGAAAUUCCUAGAAUGUCGGGCAUUUUUCCAAAUAAGCAUUUUCUUCAGAUUUUCAUUUUGCUAAAGUAAAAAACGUAUAUAAAUUGUACCUACUGUGGUCAGUAGGUUGUGUAAGACUGGCAUCUGCUCUCUGUAUGAAAAGGCCAAAUCCAGACAGUGACAACGUCAGGAGGUGUAGAGGUUCUAGUCAGGAUUGUCUUCUGUUGCUCUAAGGAAUGUACCUAAAUGUGCCUGAAAUAACUGUGUUUUUGAAUGUCCUUUAUUCAAAAUUUGCCAAAUAAAGAUACUCUACAUGUUAUGUUC
This is a messenger RNA of Esox lucius (northern pike), 8078 nucleotides long. Its product is annotated as aggrecan core protein. The transcript has 17 exons. Bases 214 to 4506 code for a protein of 1430 amino acids. The record is from RefSeq and is a predicted model, not a curated record. Gene Ontology annotation, biological process: cell adhesion. Lineage: Eukaryota; Metazoa; Chordata; Actinopteri; Esociformes; Esocidae. Gene Ontology annotation, molecular function: hyaluronic acid binding; calcium ion binding.